UAGCACAUUGCGAAUAUUGAGAGUUAAAAACAAUUACAAAAACAUUUAAGUAUGGCAAAAGAAACGGUUGUUAAUAAUGAAUUAAAAAAUAAGAAACGUAAAUAUGAAACAGAAAAAUUGAAGACAAAAAAAAGAAAACAUGAAUCCCCUACGAAUGAAGACAUCGUCAAUAAUACAAAUGUUAAGAAACAUAAACACAAAGAUUUGAACACAGAGCUUUCUACAGAUAUAAAAAAAUUCUCUAAAAAGGAACACAAAAGCAAAAAGAAAUCCAAGGAUAUUGUAGAAGAAUCAUCUGCGGUGUCGGAAAAUGAAUAUAAUAAAACUGAUGAUGAAACUUAUCAACCGACUGUAGAUGAAUUACGUGAAAGCAAGAAGCCGGAGAACGUUAAAGCUAUACUCACUGUUAGGCAGAAAAAGAAGCAGAAGCAUCUGGAACGUGUCAAGGUACACAAGGAGCAGUCGGGUGACAAGGAAGUCCGCAAAAAUGAAGAAUAUUUACAAAAAUGGAAAACUUCAAAAGCGGAAUGGAAAUUCGAGAAAUUGAGGCAGAUAUCUAUACAGCAAACUGUAUUUGAUGAAAAUAAAAUUACAACACAUAUUUGGCCAAUUGCGUUAGAAUACUUAUCUGGUUCAAAGGGAGCUGCAAGGGAAACAAUAACAAAACUUGCGGAAGAAGUUAUUGACAAAUUAGAUCAGGAAUGUGCAACUGAAAUAUCUCAGGAAGAAAAGCAGCUUAUAUUAAAUUCAGUAAAAUAUCAGCGCGCACGAGAUUUACUACAACAUUAAUUUUUAAAUGUUUCUUUUAUUGUUACAUACUAUAGUUUAUAAAAUAAUU
Teleopsis dalmanni is the source of this 838-nucleotide messenger RNA. RefSeq lists its product as uncharacterized. The coding region runs from base 52 to 789 and encodes 245 amino acids. The record is from RefSeq and is a predicted model, not a curated record. The transcript is spliced from 3 exons. Lineage: Eukaryota; Metazoa; Arthropoda; Insecta; Diptera; Diopsidae.